Gilbertella persicaria is the source of this 1790-nucleotide messenger RNA. RefSeq names its product WD40-repeat-containing domain protein. NCBI's taxonomy places the organism in Eukaryota, Fungi, Mucoromycota, Mucoromycetes, Mucorales, Choanephoraceae. Gene Ontology annotation, biological process: transcription by RNA polymerase III. The transcript is spliced from 6 exons. Gene Ontology annotation, cellular component: transcription factor TFIIIC complex. The record is from RefSeq and is a predicted model, not a curated record. The coding region runs from base 11 to 1327 and encodes 438 amino acids. Gene Ontology annotation, molecular function: protein binding.
UGUUAACAUAAUGCCCUGCCAUUCAAUAAAAGAAUAUUCAGCGUUGUACGAAGAGUCAGCAAAAAACAGUAUUUAUAGAAGCGUACCUUUGUUAGAAGAAGAAUGGAAAAUUGUGUCUGACAGUUCUGGCUAUCUUCCAGAAGAAAACAGUGUGACAGUGACUACUGGCAUAAGCCAACUCAGGACACGUACCCUAGAAAUAUUUGAGCACAUCCAUUUGAGUGAUGAUAUAAGGUACAAAAAAGGAUUUAUAUUGAACGCUGGCAUAUCUAUCUGGGCCAUUGAUUUCGUUCCUAAACAGGCCAAAGAUCAUACCCAAUAUUUGGCCAUUGGAGGCUACAAUACAACAAAAGAGCACUACAUGAUAGACGAGGAUACACAAACAGAUAAACGCUAUAACGUAGUCCAGUUGUGGUCGUUUUCAUCUUCACCAGAGCAGAUGAAGCAAAACCCUAAGCUCGAGAUGUGUAUUUUGCAUGAAUAUGGCGCCAUUAGUGACUUGAAAUGGGCUCCAUUUAAUGCAUAUGACGAGAAAAAACUUGGCAUUGCGGCUGUCUUGUUUGUUGAUGGAUCUAUUCGUAUACUUGUAGUACCACAUCCAAAAUUCAUGCACGGCCAAGAGAAAACUGUCAAAGAAACUAUGUUCUUAAAAUUAGAAGCCUCUCGAUUAUUGCUAAAUAUGCCUAAAAUGAAAGCAUCAUGCAUUGCUUGGGGAGGGUAUGGAAGAUUAGCUUAUGGUACAACAUCUGGAAGUGUGGUUGUUUGGGAUAUCUUGGGAUCAUUAUUACAAGACAAACCAAAAAUCAUUGCAAGUAUACCGAGAGUUUCACAGCUUCCUAUUCGAUGUAUUAGUUGGAGCUCUUUAUUUAACGAAAAUCUACUGCUUACGUCUGAUUUGGAUGGAAACAUUCUUGUUCAUGAUUUGAGCGACCCCUUCAUGACCUAUAAAGUGUUCAGAAGAAGAACUGCAUUUACAUGUAUAUCAGGAACAGGACAUAACAGUGGCUUCUUAUUCUCUGAAGCAGAUGGUAUGGUCAGAAGGAAUUUUGGUUACGAUACAAAAAAGUCUUUGAAUUUAACAGCGCAUAAUGGUCAUGUUUGGGCUAUUUCAGUAAGUCCACAUCAUGGCAUUAUGGCUUCAGUGAGUUCCAACGGUAAUGCUAUGGUAAAAAUGUUUGCAUCGGAUGAAGUCGAACUCACAGGCAGACACAAGAACCUUGAGUAUACUCUCUACAGAUUGAUGUUUGAUAACGAUACCCAAACUUUCCGUUACGUUGACGGUAUAAAACCAAGUGUAAGGCAUUUCUGCUUUUUAUUUUGUCUCUAAGUUCUAUAGUUUUCAUUACCUGAACGCGAAUAUCAUAGUGUGUUCUUAAAUCCAUGUGUAGCAUUACAAAAAGUAACUAACACUUUAUAUUUCGACUGUUAAAUUAAUGUCUUUUAGAUUGCUUGGAACUCAAAUAGCAAUGCUUGUGAAUGGGUAGCUUCUGGAGGUAAAGCAGGACUUUGUAGAAUAGAAUUCACUGGCUGUAAUUAACAAUGUAAAUAUUGAAAUGCAUAAAGAAAAUUUCACAAGAUAUUCAUCAUUGCGAUUAUUAAGUUCAGAAUGAAACAAAGCAUAAAGUAUUAUGAUGGAAAGGCCCUAGUAAAAUUAGGGUUUCGUUAUUUUCACAACAAUUAUAAUGAAAAGUUGCCGCCAAAAUAGCAUUUCUUGAUUUUUAUAUGAUUCACAAAGCCGCUGCCAGACAGACGGCAUUCAUGCAAAGUAAAUAAAGAAGUUUCUCCGCAAU